AUGGCUUCUAUUAUUGGCAAGCCGAGGGUGUACACCUUGACAGCAAAAUGGUGUACAAAAGGCAAUGUUAAUUUGGAGACAAUUUAUUCUGAUCUUCCGAAUUUCAUAAAGGAGAUGAACUGGCAAUCAUGCCGAGAAGACCUAGAAUGGAUAAUAAAACACAACAUGGCAUUAACAGAUAAAGAAAAGGAUAGUCUUGAUUCUAGUACUCAUCCACACAUACUAGAAAUAGUUCAAGAGGAGAAAGGAGUGAGACCAAAAGACGAGGCUUCACCUGGUGACGAAGAACAAAAGCUAAAGGCCUUUUCUUCAAAGCAUCCUAAAGAGCCAAAUAAAGCAAACUACUGUCACCUUGACUGUGAAUAUAAUAUUAACAUGUAUCUGCCUGACUCGUUUAUAGAUUGGUUCAACAUCGGAGAUGGGAAGCGAAUAAGAUCUAUUGAACCACAAAAGAAAGACCAACGAUGGAUUUUCGUACCCUCUUUUCGCAGGGCAAAGAUUGCCUUAAUGAAGUGGCCAAGUGAUGAUGAUCAGGAUGAAGAGGAGGACGAUAACGACGAUGAUGAAGGUUACAAAGAUGAUGAUUUUGACAAUGAUGAUGUAGAUGAUGAUGACGAUGAUAACAACGGCGAUGAGGAUGGCGAUGACGAUUCUGGUCAUGAUUGCGAAAUUAUCACCGAGGACUCGACUAUCAGGAUUCUAGUAGUCACGCCUUUUGAGUUCGACAAGUACGUGAGGAAUCAUGGGCACAGGUUCCCUGUUAUUAGCCUCCCACAUAGGGAAAUCGGAGCGGGUUACGCAAGAUUUUGGAUCCUGAAAAUUGCAUUACGUUUGAAGUUGCAUUUCAUUUGGAUGAAUGAUGACAGCGUCGAAUGCUUCUAUGAAUAUAAUCCUCAAAGUAUACCAAAAUCGUAUAUUGAUGAGAAGAGGCGCCGACCAUUUGAACUUGUCUUCAAGCGAAUUGAAAAGCUAGUAGAAAAGUUACAAAAGGAUAAUUACCCUAUUGCAGCAAUAAGUCCAAAGCGAUUCAGGACAUUUCGAGGGCCGUUGAAAAAUCCGUUCGUUUGUUCACCUCCACGGAUCGCCGUGUAUCUUAACCUUCAGUUACUCAAGGAAAAGGGCGUUUACUACAGACCAGAACUUCCAGUAUUUGAGGACAUAAUCUUUGGAUAUGAAUGUGAACAAAACAAGCUAAAAGUUUUCAUUGACAACCGCAUUCUACUACAAGAUCAUAAAUGGAGUGAAACUGGAGCAAGGAGUCUUUCAGUAAAACAAAAAAUGCAACAAAAAUGA
Porites evermanni is the source of this 1293-nucleotide messenger RNA. The record is from the annotation of a GenBank genome assembly. NCBI's taxonomy places the organism in Eukaryota, Metazoa, Cnidaria, Anthozoa, Scleractinia, Poritidae.